Molecule: messenger RNA, 2887 nt
Organism: Scomber japonicus (chub mackerel)
Lineage: Eukaryota; Metazoa; Chordata; Actinopteri; Scombriformes; Scombridae
Gene: znf410
Product: zinc finger protein 410
Exons: 12
Coding region: 176-1522 (448 amino acids)
Biological process (GO): central nervous system development; regulation of transcription by RNA polymerase II
Cellular component (GO): nucleus
Molecular function (GO): RNA polymerase II cis-regulatory region sequence-specific DNA binding; DNA-binding transcription factor activity, RNA polymerase II-specific
Source: RefSeq, a predicted model, not a curated record
GUUUUGAGACAAUUAUCCAGCUGCUGCUCUCACCUCACACUGUAGCGCACUUACACAACAAGCUGCUAGAGUCUGCGAUGGUUUUGACUGGAAGAUGACUGAUAACUCAAGCUUAUGACCGACUGAGAAUCGCACAUUUAGCAGGUCAAAUUUGAGCUUCCACACAGUGUGACUCAUGCUUUCUGAUGAGCUUGACUCCAAACCAGAGCUGCUGGUGCAGUUUGUGCAGAACGCAUCCAUCCCUCUGGUCCAGGGUCUGGAGGACUCAGAUCCCAAACACUCCUGCCUGCCUCUGCUGGCCACAGCUGACAGCUCCCUGUGCAGUCAGCUGGAGCUCACAGAUGGAGGCCUGAGCCAUGAGCCUGAGACUUCUCCCUCCCUGUCGGAGUUUGGGGGGGUGUCAGAGCGAAGCCCUUUAGUGGUGCAGGCACACGCUCACCCACGGGCCUCACCCAGCCCCCCACCCAUCCUCCAUGACCUGCAACAGUCAGACAGCACUUCCUACGUCCUGCUGAACCUGGCAAAAGGCAUCACAGCCUCUUCAGAGUCACUGAUCUUCGCCGCAGAUGGCGCUGGGGAGGAUGACGAUGAGGGGGUUUCAUCGGGGGACUAUGGGAUUGAUGGCAGUGCUCCCUGGUAUCUGCGGGUGCAGGAGCUGGCACAUGACAGCCUGAUUGCCGCCACACGGGCACAGCUCGCUAGAGAUGCCAAGGCCAGCCUGGACGCUAGAACUGCAAGCGUCACUAACGGUGACCACACACACAGCUUGCCAUCAGACGGGGACAAGCGGGAGCUGCCGUUGCGGACCGGCCGCCCCGUUUCCAAGCAGAUCCUCCGCUGCUCGUUUGAGGGUUGCUGCAGGACGUUCACCUGGCCCGCUCAUCUCAAAUACCACCUGAAAACUCACAGGAAUGACCGAAUGUUCAGGUGUGGCGCCGAAGGCUGCGGGAAGAGUUUUUACGUGCUGCAGAGGCUGCAAGUUCACAUGAGAACUCACAACGGCGAGAAGCCCUUCAUCUGCAAGGAGAAGAACUGUGGCAAGAAGUUCACCACAGCCGGAAACUUAAAGAACCACAGGCGCAUACACACAGGAGAGAAGCCUUUUCUUUGUGAAGCAGAUGGUUGUGGGCGAUCUUUCGCAGAGUAUUCCAGUCUACGGAAACAUAUGCUCGUACAUUCUGGUGAGAAGCCUCAUCACUGCGGGAUCUGUGGGAAGACUUUCUCUCAGUCCGGCAGCAGAAACGUCCACAUGAGGAAGAGACACGGCGAGGAGGGGCUCAGCAGUGAAAGCAGAGAAACAGGUGAGGCCCUGACACAAAGCAGCCUGCUGGAGGCAGACGGUGAGAACGGAGACAGUAUGGUCACCAUGACAACAACCGUUGAACCCAUGAAUCUUCAUCACGCUAUGCUGAGAUCACCAGGCUCUGCAGAUUCUGUGGUGGUUCUCUCUCAGCCACACGAGCUGGUGACCAUGACGACUGAAGGACACACAUACGGAGAUGAUGUGGUGGCGCUGCUGUAGUCCGUCGUCAUGAAGUCUGUCACACACUGCCAAUUUUAGCAGCACUAGACUGACAGUCAGUGGACUAAAGAGAGGCAUCUAUGUGUCAAUUGAUUAAUCACCGACUUUCACCCCUGUAGAUAUUUGUAAUUAGCAGCUGACGAUGGUUUUAUUUUGACAAGUGUGAAAUGGCAAAGUUUGUACAAGCAACCUCUUUCCUCAAGUUUUUGAAAAAAAGAAAUACUCCCAAAGAAAUACUGAGACGGGUUUUAAAGUUUAUGAAAAUAAUGACCACACAUGUAAACAAACGUUGAAAUUCAGUGAUAUUCUCUCUCUCUGGAAAACGAAUGCCACUUAUUUUUUAUCCAAAACUUCAAAUAGCUCUUAUGAUUGACUGUCAAAAUGUAUCAGACACAUGUAUCCCCCCCUUUUGUAACGUUACUAAAAUCACGACAUUGAAAACUGCUAAAGCACAGUAUGUCAUAUUACUGCAUGUAAACACUGGUCGAUCACAGCCGGGCCACCUUGUUUAUCAGCCUGAGUAAAAUAUAAAAAAACAUCCCUGUCAUACAAGCAGUGUAUUCAGUGAUGCCCAAAGCUGCAAUAAGGACCAUUGUGUAAGAUUUAGUGGCAUCCAAUAGAAGGGGCUUAAUAUACUACUUACAAUUAUGUUUAAAUGAGUGUAUAAUCAUCUAAAAAUAAGAACUGUAUUUCCGUUAGCCUAGAAUGAGCUCCUUAUAUAUCUACAUAGGGAGCGGGUCCUCUUCCAUUGAGGCCGCCAUGUUUCUACAGUAGCCCAGAACAGACAAACCAAACACUGGCUCUAUAAUAAAGAGGGUCUUUCUUGUGGCUACCGUAGAUUCUCCUGCACACUUGGAAGAGGAAGACAAAGAGGGUGAGAGGAAGGGUAUUCAGUUGGUUGCAAUCCUCAACCUCAACACUAGAUGCCACUAAAUGUUAUACACUGGUCUUUUUUUUUUUUUUACGGAGUGUGUUAUUCAAAUAUCAAACUCCAGUGCUUCAUUUGUUUUCUGAGUAAGGCAACACAUGUCUCCUUUACAACUCAAUAUUAACACUUGAGAAUAAUUGCUUUUUAAAAGAUAUUAAGAAUUACUCGUGAGGUUAGUCCUGCCCUUACGACACAAACAGCAGAUGUCUGGGCCUGUUAGAUAAGGUAGUGUGCAUUGCUCCUGUUUGUUAAUGAGCGCCGCCUCCCUCGUCCUCAGUGGAUCUUCAGGUUGUGGAAGUGGUCCAACGUGGCGCCCAGAGCCCAGCUUGCCUCCACGUUGUUCACUUUCUUGGUCAACUAGGAUGGGGAGAAAAUAAACAAAAAACCCCAACACCAAAUCACUCAAAUGCCUUUUGUAUUUAUUGAAAUAAAAAAAA